This is a messenger RNA of Fukomys damarensis (Damara mole-rat), 1172 nucleotides long. RefSeq lists its product as uncharacterized. The coding region runs from base 1 to 747 and encodes 248 amino acids. The transcript has 6 exons. Lineage: Eukaryota; Metazoa; Chordata; Mammalia; Rodentia; Bathyergidae. The record is from RefSeq and is a predicted model, not a curated record.
AUGGAGAAUAUGAGGCAAGGUGACUGCUACCACUGUGGAGAUGCCUGGACGCUGGUGAAAAGACUGGAUGUAGAGAACACAAUGCCUCCCAAACAGAGUACAAUGUCAGUGUGUUCCCAAGAGUGGAGAGUGAAACCCACCAACAGUGACAAUGUGGGAAACCUGAUACAACCCCGGUUAGAAUGGUAUAAAAGAGAGAGCGCAGAAGACCAGCUCGUCCCACUUGGUGACCGAUCCAGCUCAGCGGCAACCUGCCAGACGAGAUCUCCGACGAGACCUCGGGAGAGACAUCAGACGCCUGCCCGGAGUGGAGCCCCGGAUCAGUGCGGAGGCAACCAGAUUGAACACUGCAAUCACCAGGAAAGGAGAAACAAAGUCGCACUCCUCAGACUUGUGCAGGUACAGGGAGUGGCAACCGGAAAUAUCUUGAGUGGAUACAUUGAAGGAGACAGAUUGGUGGUUGUCAGAAGUUGUGAGCGAAAGAGGAAUGAGGAAAAAAUACUUAACAGACUUUACCAGAUUGAGAAGUCAAGGAGACAGAGAUCUAUGAUCAAUACUGUCCUGAGCUGGAGGUCUUGCAGGCCAUAUUCAAGAAGAAACAACCUGAUGGUGAAAAAAAAAGAUGAUGGUUCUUCAAAAACUGGAGCCCAAGAUUCUCAUGCUUUCUUUAAAUCAGUCAGGAUGAGACUUUCAGUCCCUGGCCGUCCAGGAUCAAUGCGCCCUCCUCAGCCUGAAAUAGUUACAUGAAGAUGGACGGUUGGCCUUCUGCAUCCCUUAAGAUUAAGGAAUCAAAGUCUCAGGGGAGCAAAUGAGAUAGCAUAGAAGAAAUUUAAAGCAGGCAGAAAGGAGACAAUGAAAAUCAUAACUUAAAAAUUAAAACUGUAGUCUCAGGACACAAGCCUAACCACAUAAGCCUGAGCAAUUCCCUUCCAUCUGCAAAUGGGUUCAGCUACUCCCUUUUUACUUACAAAUAGUCCACUUUCACUUGUAAACAGAUCACCUUUUCACCUGUAAAGUAGGUUUUCCCCUACAGACAGACGUUUAUCUCACUGUGAGUGAGCCAUCCUCCCCUAUGCAGCAAACAGAACAAGACUACAGUGUAUCAAAUCCCACAGAUUUCCAUCUUCAAGACACUUGAGUGCGUACUAAAAUUCUGCCUCAUAAACCCUUCC